GUCAGGCAUUCGCUCGAAGGACGUUUCGCUGAACCAGUGGCGCAACGUCUUUUUCGGCAACUGGUCAGUGCUGUAGUCUACCUUCACGCCGCGCGCAUCCUGCACCGCGAUAUCAAGCCCGAGAACAUCCUGGUGUCCUCGGACUUGGAGACACUUCACUUGACUGACUUUAAUGCAUCGAGGUCUCUACGUGAGGGCGGCUCACUGACCAUGACUGGCACUCUGGAGUACGCUGCUCCUGAGGUCUUGGCCUCUGAGUCUCCCUCCGAGAAGCACGACGUCUGGGGCCUAGGUCUUUGCCUGCACCUGAUGGUGAUAGGUCAGCUUCCGCGUCGCAUGCACGAGUAUGCCAAGUUUUCGGAUUUCUGCAAUGCCGUUCAGCGGCUCCCAGUCAAUUGCACGGGUCCUGACUGGAAAGCCCUGUCGGAGGAAUGCAAGUACACAGUGCAGCAAUGCCUCGCAGUAGACAAGACCCUGCGUCCGGCGGCUCUCAUCAUCGCCAACUUCAAGUGGCUCCAGGAGACAGAGAAACCGAGGUCCCGUCGCAAUUCGCU
Molecule: messenger RNA, 554 nt
Organism: Symbiodinium sp. CCMP2456
Lineage: Eukaryota; Dinophyceae; Suessiales; Symbiodiniaceae
Source: the annotation of a GenBank genome assembly